This is a messenger RNA of Nelumbo nucifera (sacred lotus), 3522 nucleotides long. RefSeq names its product Subtilase family protein (gene SDD1). The record is from RefSeq and is a predicted model, not a curated record. NCBI's taxonomy places the organism in Eukaryota, Viridiplantae, Streptophyta, Magnoliopsida, Proteales, Nelumbonaceae. Gene Ontology annotation, molecular function: serine-type endopeptidase activity. Gene Ontology annotation, biological process: proteolysis.
UGAAAUUAUCAAAUGGUAAUAGAAUUUGGUGGGGCCAGGCACUGAGGUUGCACAUGUGAACCAUCAAACGGUUCAAAAACAAGGGUAGGAUGUAGGCAAUCAUGGCUUCCAAGCACACGAACUGCACGUGAACUGGGAGCUGCCACAGAAGUCGGACCGAGAGCGUGCACAUAAAAGCAUUGGAAUGGAACAACAGGCAUUUAAGACGCCCCCAUCGGCCUUCGCUUUGGUUACUUCUAGUACAAUUUAUUCUUACUGUGCACAACCACAGAAAAACAUGGAACUCGAUAGGAACAAGGUUGAUGGAAUUUGAAUAUAACGGCUAUAUAUUUGUAUAUAAACCAUGUGAUGUAAUAAACUCCGACCAAGAUAUCUCGUGAAAGCAAGAUCAGCGCCCAGAGCUUCAGCUCCUCAACAAAGAAACUCUCCCCAACAAAGGAUCCCCGUGAUGAAGAGCCCUUAAACCUCACGAGUUUCAUCUUCUUCUCCCAGAAAUGCUUCCAAGAACUCGUUUUCAAAUUCUCACCCAUCACCUUCAAAUACCCCUGCAACUCAUUCCCAAGCACAUGCAGUUUAACCAAGCCACACAAGUCUUUAUCUUUCCAUGGAAACCAAACAAAUUUUCUUCUUCUUCACCUUCUUCCACUACUUAGUUUCCCUUCAUGCCUCUGAUCUCCAGACCUACAUUGUUCAGUUACACCCACAUGGGAUGCUCAACUCAGCCUUCAGUACAAGGCUGGAGUGGCAUCUCUCAUUCCUCGACCGAAUCGUUGCUUCAGAAGAUACCCCGUCUUCCCGCCUUCUCUACUCGUACCAUUCUAUCAUGGAAGGUUUCGCAGCUCGUCUCUCGCAGUCUGAAUAUGAAGCCCUGAGAAGCAUGCACCAUGUCAUUGCAAUUCGACCCGAUCAUGUUUUCCAGUUACAGACCACUUACUCCUACAAGUUCUUAGGACUAAGCCCCACAGAAGAUGGUUCUUGGUUGCGGUCAGGCUUCGGUCGUGGUACAGUCAUAGGGGUACUUGACACUGGAGUGUGGCCUGAGAGUCCGAGCUUCAAUGAUCAUCUGAUGCCUCCAGUGCCCAAGAAGUGGAAGGGGAUCUGCCAAGAGGGAGAGAACUUCAACUCUUCCAACUGCAACCGCAAGCUCAUAGGUGCCCGGUUCUAUACUAAAGGGCACAUGACAUCUUCACCUCUCCCAAAACCAACUGAAGUAACAGAAUACAUAUCCCCACGCGACUCACACGGCCACGGCACCCACACAUCAUCGACGGCAGCAGGAGCUUCUGUCCCAAUGGCAAAUGUGCUAGGAAAUGCUGCAGGCGUGGCUCGAGGUAUGGCGCCCGGGGCCCAUGUUGCAAUAUAUAAAGUCUGUUGGUUCAAUGGCUGUUAUAGCUCAGACAUUCUAGCAGCAAUGGACGAUGCAAUUAGAGAUGGAGUUGAUGUCCUCUCCCUCUCUCUAGGCGGCUUUCCAAUACCACUUUUUGAUGACAGCAUUGCAAUAGGCAGCUUUAGAGCUAUGGCAAGGGGUAUUCUGGUAGUUUGCGCAGCUGGUAACAACGGUCCAAUCCCAAGUUCAGUUGCCAAUGAGGCUCCUUGGAUAACAACUGUCGGUGCCAGUACACUUGACCGGAGAUUUCCGGCCAUUGUGCGGCUUGGCAAUGGUCAAUUCCUCUAUGGAGAGUCUCUGUAUCCAGGAGACCAGUUGCCCAACAGUGAGCAAGAGCUUGAGCUGGUGUAUGUGACUGGCGGGGAUAAGGGGAGUGAACUUUGCUUCAAAGACUCCCUCCCAAGAGCUCAAGUCCGUGGGAAAAUGGUAGUUUGUGACAGAGGUGCCAAUGGAAGGGCCGAAAAGGGACAAGUUGUGAAGGAAUCUGGCGGUGCUGCGAUGAUUGUAGCAAAUACGGAGCUCAACCUGGAGGAGAAUUCAGUUGAUGUUCAUGUCUUGCCAGCAACACUGAUUGGCUAUACAGAAGCUUUACAAUUGAAGAGUUACAUAAACUCUACAAGGAGACCCAGAGCUCGAAUUUUAUUCGGAGGAACAGUGAUUGGGAAAAGCAGAGCACCAGCAGUUGCUCAGUUUUCAUCGAGAGGGCCAAGUUUAACCAAUCCUUCAAUCAUCAAGCCAGACAUUAUUGCUCCUGGAGUAAACAUCAUUGCUGCCUGGCCUCAAAACUUGGGUCCCUCAGGCCUACCAGAAGAUUCAAGGAGAGUGAAUUUCACUGUUUUGUCAGGGACAUCCAUGGCUUGUCCUCACGUGAGUGGGAUUGCUGCUCUGGUACGUUCUCUUCACCCUGACUGGAGCCCUGCAGCAGUUAAAUCUGCAAUCAUGACAACAGCUGAGGUGACAGACCAUUGGGGAAAGCCAAUCAUGGACGGAGAAAAACCAGCACAAGUGUUAGCAAUUGGAGCUGGACAUGUAAACCCUGAUAGAGCAAUUGACCCAGGGUUGGUCUACGAUAUCAGGGCAAGUGAAUAUGUAACUCAUCUCUGCACUCUUGGAUACACAAGUUCACAGAUUUUCACCAUCACUCACAUGAAUGUGAGUUGCCAUGAAAUCAUGGCGAAGAGCAGGGGUUUCAGCCUUAAUUACCCCUCCAUGUCUGUGACUUUCAAGGCUGGGAAAACAAUGAAGAUGAUAAGAAGGCGACUAACAAAUGUGGGUUCCCCUAAUUCCACUUACUCAGUGGAGAUUAUGGCACCUCCAGGGGUCAAAGUAAUAGUUAAACCACAACAUUUGACAUUCAAUCAUGUAUACCACAGUUUGACAUACAAUGUCUGGUUUAUAUCCAAGAAGGGACCAGAGAAGCUCACAUACGCAGAAGGAUACUUGACAUGGGUACAUACUCAACUCAGCCAUCACAGGGUAAGAAGCCCAAUUUCAGUUACUUGGACAAACAAGCAGCAGUAGUAAGAGUAAGAAAUCCUUUGGCAAUAGUAUUGUCUAAGGUGACAUUGAUGGUUUAUCUGAAUUCAGUUUGUAUUAUUGGCUCUAGUAGAAUUACAUAUAGGAGACAAAAGUGAAGCUUCUUUAUCGUUCGAUAGAGGGAAAAGUCAAGUCACUGUCAUAUUAAGUUCUAGAAAAUGUAUUGUGUUCCUAUUAUUCAAUAUUGGAUUUAUUUGAAUCUUCAAAUAGUCAAAUUGAUUGUUUCAAACCACCAGUACUGAAUGCCCGGCAUAUUCCACUCUUCAUUUAAUGGAAUACUCUAACCAAAUUCUCAUUAUAUCAGACAUAGAAUAAGAUGGGGAAGUACAGGUUUUGAGUGUCAGAAUUCUUCAAUGCAUAAAAUCUAUUACCUAACUUGUCUGGUACUAAGUUGCAAAAUAUUUGGAAGAUAAGAAAAUAAAUGUCCCUUAAAAGGCCACAUAUAAUGCUCUCAUAUAAGUAGUCUCAUUUCACUUAGAUUUACAAAUUAGCCAGGCUUGCAUCUUAUUCUUAUAUAGCACACGUAAGCAUUACUGCACAAUGCUAAACAAAGUGAAGCCAUAUUUUCAGGAACAAUGAGAUUUUGAGAAUUUCCAUGU